AAUUGGCGAAAAUGGCAAGCUGGGAAGAUUUAUCUUUGCUUUGCGAAACAGAGCGGAAUGACGUACGAGUGAGCAGUCCGAAGAGCAGUAGUGGUGGCAGCAGCCCUGACAGUCGCUCCUCGAGAGUGAAACAGAAACAAGGAAAGCCGGGGACUUCACCUCUUGCAAAAGAUAAUAGAUCAGAUACGGUGAGCAUCCAAGUACCGGACGUGAGAAUCCAUUUUCAAGCCCAAGAAGUGUCUGCUCUACAAAGGGAAGUCGAAGUUCUGCGACUGGAGCUCAGUCAUGCUCAAAACACAAUCCACUCUCUUCAAGAAAGAGAACAAAAACUUAAAGCAAGGCUCGCCGAACAAGCUCAGAAGAUGUUAGAACGCGGUGUCCGCUUUGAAAGUUUAGCCCUAGGCGAGAAGAGACCCACUGCAUUAGUUCGCCACUAUGGAAAUCUCUAUGCUCAAGCUCGUGUGGACACUCUGGAUGCUUUGGAUGCUUUGCCACCCCUCAAAGAUGCAGAUGAACUCAAAACUAAAAUAUUAUUCUCCGUUAUUGUACUGGCCUUCCGAUCCGUUCAGAAUACUCUAUCGGACAUUAAAUAUUACAUUAAAACAACUCUGAAAGUAUCUGAAGAUUGGGAGAGAGAUCCAGCAGUGAGUGAUGUAGAGAAUGCCAUUGCAUUAUAUCUUCGGAAAACAGCGGAUUCCUUCCCACUGUCAAAGAACGUUCAGGACGUAUGUGCCCAAAUUCACGCCACCUUAUACGACUAUCCAUGCUUAAAGCGGUGUACUGGUCUACAAACAUACGUCCGGGACUGCGUGCGCUUAGCCUGGUGUCUCACCAAUCAAAAUCCAGCUUACUUUCUCGACUACGAGACACGCACAUUUCGCAGAGAUAUGCACGUUCGUUUCCACACUUCCAAUCAAAACUCUGAUACCAUCAAAAGUUACUUAUGGCCCACGCUGACUGAAGGUGAAAACGGACCCUGUGUUCAUAAGGGCGUGGUACUUACUUGA
This is a messenger RNA of Uloborus diversus, 1007 nucleotides long. RefSeq lists its product as uncharacterized. The coding region runs from base 12 to 1007 and encodes 331 amino acids. The transcript is spliced from 6 exons. The record is from RefSeq and is a predicted model, not a curated record. Lineage: Eukaryota; Metazoa; Arthropoda; Arachnida; Araneae; Uloboridae. Gene Ontology annotation, cellular component: mitochondrial outer membrane. Gene Ontology annotation, biological process: mitophagy by internal vacuole formation; mitochondrial protein catabolic process.